This is a messenger RNA of Oryza brachyantha (malo sina), 857 nucleotides long. Its product is annotated as 54S ribosomal protein L37, mitochondrial. Gene Ontology annotation, cellular component: mitochondrial large ribosomal subunit. The coding region runs from base 163 to 549 and encodes 128 amino acids. The record is from RefSeq and is a predicted model, not a curated record. The transcript has 2 exons. Lineage: Eukaryota; Viridiplantae; Streptophyta; Magnoliopsida; Poales; Poaceae. Gene Ontology annotation, molecular function: structural constituent of ribosome.
AACAGAGACGGGCCCGGCCCAUUAGCUGCCUCCCGCUCCCGUCUCCUCCUCCUCCGGCCGCCGCCGCCUCGCACGACCUCGCCCGCCGCCGCCUCCGCUCUUCCGUCGUCAGGACUGUUUCCGCGGCAUCCUCACCGCUGAAGCAUCCAUCCAGGAACGGCGAUGGCUUUGAGGAGAGUACUGAAGCCUGGCGAUAUUCCAGCAGCUGCAUCCCAAUCAUUUGGAGUAAGAGGGUUUGCAAUUGCAAGCAAGGCAAAGAAGGGUGGAAAAGGUGGCGCUGAUGCUGCAAAAACUCCUGUACUCAGCAAAGAACUCAAGAGUACAACAGUGUUUGGCGCAAACAUCCUCAAGGAAGGUUCUGACCCAAAACUCCAGCCAGAUUCUGAGUAUCCUGAGUGGCUGUGGCACCUGCUCGACAAGCGACCUAUGCUGAGUGAGCUGCGGAGGAAAGACUCCAAGACGCUCCCCUAUGAAGACCUGAAGCGAUUCGUCAAGCUGGUGAACCGAGCUCGGAUCAAGGAACAGAAUGCCCUCACUGCAAAGAACUGAUCUGGAUACUAUGGUGGAACUUUUCAUCUGUCUGUUUUCACUGCAUGAUCUACUGUUGAAUAUGCUAGUUGUGCUCUGCAAUAAUGUAGUGACCUGGAGCAUCAAGAUGUUUAGAGCUGCUUGGUUUGGUACUGUUGUAACUUGUGCCAUCACCUUGCUUCAGCUUCCUUUUUUUUUAUGGGCCUUGUGGCAAAAUGCUUUAGCAAAUUAUCGUGUUCUUUGUUCCUUUGGCAGCACCAGGUGAUCCAAGCCUGAUACUUGAUAUAGAGCUAUGAAAUGGAGGAAUCUCAUCGUUUGGCUUUCUUUUA